GAAGAGGGCAGCAACGCCCAAAAAAGCCAAAAAAUCAGGGCGCGGCUAUAGCAUCACUCACAGUACCCCUCAACACCCCUCCACCCCACUUGCUGUGUGCCUCCCAGUCCAACUCCCCCCUCCCGGCCACACCGGGAGUCAGUCUGGUCUGCCCGACCUCUUCUAUCUAUUUGUACUCAUACUUCUUCUUCUUCUUCUUCUUCUUCUUCUACUUCUUCUUCUUCUACUCCCUUCCUUCAUCUCUAUUUCAUUAUACCCAAACAAACUUCUCCUCCUUCCCUCCCUCCAUCCCUCUCUUUGAUUCCAAUCACAAUCAUGUCUAACGGAAAGACCUUCACUCUCAGCAACGGCGUCAAGAUCCCCGGCGUGGGUUUCGGCACCUUCGCCAGCGAGGGCGCCAAGGGUGAGACCUACCAGGCCGUCACCGCCGCCCUGAACACCGGCUACCGUCACCUCGACUGUGCCUGGUUCUACCUCAACGAGGACGAGGUCGGUGACGCUGUCCGCGACUUCCUCAAGGCCAACCCCACCAUCAAGCGCGAGGACCUCUUCAUCACCACCAAGGUCUGGAACCACCUGCACCGUCCCGAGGACCUGGUCUGGUCCGUCGAGAACUCCCUCCAGAAGCUCCAGCUCGACUACAUCGAUCUCUACCUCAUCCACUGGCCCAUUGCCGCCGAGAAGGAGACCCAGGAAAAGCCCAAGAUCGGCGCCGAUGGCAAGUAUGUGAUCCUCAAGGACCUCACCGAGAACCCGGAGCCCACCUGGCGCGCACUGGAGAAGGUCUACAAGGAGGGCAAGGUCAAGGCGAUCGGCGUGUCCAACUGGACCAUCGAGGGGCUGGAGAAGCUCCUCAAGUUCGCUGAGGUCAAGCCCCACGUCAACCAGAUCGAGAUCCACCCCUUCCUGCCCAACACCGAGCUGGUCAAGUACUGCUUCGACCACGACAUCCUCCCGGAGGCGUACUCGCCGCUGGGCUCCCAGAACCAGGUCCCCACGACUGGUGAGCGCGUCAGCGAGAACGCGACCCUGAACGAGAUCGCCUCCAAGGGCGGCAACACCCUGGCGCAGGUGCUCAUCGCCUGGGGUCUGCGCCGCGGCUACGUCGUGCUCCCAAAGAGCUCCAACCCCGCCCGCAUUGAGUCCAACUUCAAGAGCAUCGAGUUGUCCGAUGCGGACUUCGAAGCCGUCAACAAGGUCGCCGAGCCCCGCCACUUCCGCUUCGUCAACAUGAAGGACACCUUCGGCUACGAUGUGUGGCCCGAGGAGACCGCCAAGAACCUGUCUGCUUAAACAACCACACUUUUUUUGAGAUUUAUGCGGGUCAUAAACGGAGUACAUAAGCAGGUGGGGGACCUUUCGACAUACCACGGUUGGGCGCUGGCGUACGUGAAUGAGC
Aspergillus heteromorphus CBS 117.55 is the source of this 1399-nucleotide messenger RNA. RefSeq names its product putative glycerol dehydrogenase (GldB) (gene gldB). The transcript has 2 exons. Gene Ontology annotation, molecular function: aldose reductase (NADPH) activity. Gene Ontology annotation, cellular component: cytosol. The coding region runs from base 316 to 1293 and encodes 325 amino acids. The record is from RefSeq and is a predicted model, not a curated record. Lineage: Eukaryota; Fungi; Ascomycota; Eurotiomycetes; Eurotiales; Aspergillaceae.